AUGGCGGAAGAAGAGAGUGAAUUGGAGUUGGACAGGUUUAAAAAAGAACUGGAGAGUUUGAUAAACACUAGUGCAAGCGACGAACGUGGACUCCAGAGCAAGUUAUACUGUGCAAGAUUUUGUGAGCUGGUUGAGGAACAGACAGGGCGAUGGCAGGUGCCCCUGCCUCAGCUCCAGGUCCUGAGGAGUGCACUAUGUACAUUUGUGCAUGGUGCCACCUCCUUCCCUUCUGAUUGUGAGCAUGUGCGCUACACACUGAGCAGUAUUGCUCUGAGUGUCUUUGAGCUGCUGUUAUUUUUUGGGAAAGAUGAAUUUCCAGAGGACCCUUUAAAAGAGAUUCUGGAUUCAUUUCAGGAAUGUCACUCAAGUUUAGUGAGAUACCAGAAUGUAUACCUCCUGCAAGUCAGGCAGAUCAUCAGAGAUGGGGGGCCAUGGGCAAGCCCUGUGCUGCAGGGAAUCCUAAAGGAAUCGGAACAAGCACAAGAGGAAGUGGAAAGAUAUUUGAGCUCUGAGUUAUCCAUCUUCUUCGAGCUUCGUGUUCGUUAUUUGCUGGCAUGUGAGCAGACCCGGGAGGCCAUGGUGCUGGCCCAGAGAUGCAGUCAGCACCUGACCGCUGGACGACACCUGUUCUUUAAGCAGGCCUACCUCACCUGUCUUUGCAAGGCUUCUGAGCAAGAGCGACUGUUGAAGGAGAUGGCAGAGAUCGAUGGGAAGGAUGCCGUUGAGAUUCUCUGCAUGGUGGAGAAGGAGGAAAAGGAGGAGUUGCUCUUGGGCCUGAGCAGAAGCUUCCUCUUACAGCAGCUUAUGAGUGGAGACAUGUGCUACCUUUGGCAUUUGGUCUUCAUAUGGUGUAAACUGUACCUCAGAAUGAACACACCCAGAGAAGAAUUUCUGGAGGAAUGCAAACAGAUGAUUUUGUCAGCCACCAACAUAAAGGCAAUCUUUCCAUUUAUCAAGGUGAUUCUGGCAGAGCAGCUGGAGCAGGAUGGGUUGACAUUUUGCUUAGAGCUCUGUGCACGAGCCCUGCAGACUGACCUCAAAAACGAACCAGUCACUAAGUCUCUCAUCUACAAAAUCAUUGCAUACCUGCUUCCCAACGACCUGGAAGUCUGCAGAGCCUGUGCCCUGCUUGUAUUCUUCCUGGAGCGCACUGUCGAGGCCUACAAAACCGUGUUCCUUCUAUACAAUCACCCUGAUCAGGAAUACCAUCUCGACACCAGUCCCAUUGGGAACCACGUCCGUUUUGAGCUGAUUCAGAUUCUGAAAAAAGGCCUGUACUUCGACCCUGAAUUCUGGAGCCUUCUCAACAUAAGAACGAACUGCCUUAAGCUCAUGAGCGAAAAGGUGGCUAAGGCCGCCCUCUGUGAGAUUAUGGAAGAGGACAAGUGGGUUCCCAGCUGCUGUGUUAGAGGUCAAUGCAAAUGCAGAGUGGAACCAGAAAGAACUAUUAAAGAACAGGUGGCAAAGCCCACCAACAAACAAGAAUCCGAGGUGGUAGACAAACAGGUCAGGCCUCUUUCUGAGGACACAACCUCUAAAAUUCCAUUACCUAAGAAGAGAGGGAGAAAACCAGGAUCAAAGGUCGUAAAGGAUCCGGAACCCUGUCCUGUUCGGCGUUCUUUCAGACAGUUAGACUUGGCGCAGAACCAUGCCAGACAGCUGAGCAACAGACACCAAAGGUUCCUCACCAGACAGGCAGAGAAGAAGACCCAUAAACGCAGGGGCAGGAAACCCCGCUGGCUCCUGGAGGAGUUGGCUGCUCAGGCAGAAAACAGUGCUCCAAGGCAAGGCAAAAAACCAGGGAGGAAGCCAAAGCAGUUAAAUGUAAAGGGUAUUUCAGUUCAGACGCCAGUCAUUGAAAUCACGAUGGAGAUUUCCUACCCUGACAAUGAAGUUGACCUCCCUUCUGAUGUUCAGGGCUGGCCUGUCUGUAAAAUGACUUUAACUACAGAGUCCAAUUUUAAGGAAUCUAAAAGUCCAUGUCAGGGUCCUCCUGCACAGCCUCAUACUGAAGCUUCGAAUUCUCUUCUUCAGUUACUGUCUGAAGAAUCAACUUCCUCAUGGAGAGAUGAAGAAAAGGACACUGAAGAGUUUGCCUUUUGGCUGCAUGAUGAUCUUGCCUUCAUUCGAAAAUUCCACACCUACGCAAAAGUGCCUGAAGUAGAGGGAAUUUUGAAUGAUGCUCUGACUGACAAUUUAGUUACAAUGCCUGUCCUUGCUGUUGAGCAAGAAAGUCCUCUUCUGACCCCUACAUCUGAAAAUGAUCCUUGUGAGCCAGUGAACACUGUCACACAGGUGGAGAUUGAGUCAACUUUUCUUACCACUGCUUUAACACUAGAGGUCUCUGCACCUGUAGAGGGCACUGUUGAUACCCAUGAGGGAUCUAGUUUGGAGAUGCAUCCUGGUCCAGAACUGCUAUUAGUUUCACCUGUUGAGGAUUCUUUACUGGCAGACGGUAUGGUCAGUGUGCUGGAAAACAGUACUGUUGAUUUUCUCCAAGAUGAAACCAUUAACCUUGUUGCUGAUACUGUUCUUUCACCUGAAAAUACACAAGAAAUAGCAGUUUUUACUCCGGAUAUUAUACCUGACAAAGCUACUGAUAUUUGUACGUCUGAAAGUGGAUCCGAAAAAUCAACUGACCAUGACUCUGUCCAUGAACAUGCACUCGAAACAACAGUGAACACUACUCCUGUGCCUGAAAUUGCACUUCAAAUAACUGCUGACAAUAUGUCUACUCUUGAAAAAAUAACUGAUAGUCAUGAACAUGCACCUGUUGCUCCAAAGGAAGUAAGGCCUGUUUCUGAAAAUGCAUCUGUAAUGGCCAGUGAGCACAAGAUCCCUGCUUCCCUUGCAGAAGAGAAACCUCAGGAGCCAGAGGAAGACCAGAAUGAGCUGCCUUGGGAUAUGCGUGCAGUGACCAACAGCUCAGCUCCUGUGUCUGGUUCUCAGACUGUCGUGCGGCUUUUGCAUUGCUGUGGACUUUGCGGUAAAGAAUGCAAAAGCUCAUCGGUUCUGAGACACGCAUUCUGGCAUUACCGGAUCGAAAGAAAGUGCAUGUUUUGUCAUUGCUUCAAUUACGCACAUGGCCCGUUGUGUCAUUUUAAGAAGCACAUAAAAGAUUUAAAAGAGGGUUUAACUACACUGUCUGAGAAACCUGAUCAGAUUGUCCCCAGGGCACUGCCAAAGAAAAUGAGACCUGGACUUGCACAAAUCAAAUCAAGACUGCUGAUGAAGCUGAACGUUAGAAGGGAGACCUCACCUCAGCACAAGGUGGAGAAUAACUUGGAUGCCAAUGGACGAUCAUUGAAGCAGAAUUUCAAAAAAAUUGGAGCCACAGGAGAACUGGAAGAGGGCAAGGAGAUGGAAGAGAAAAAUGAAGAUGAUCAGGGGCGCAUUCCCAAGACAAAGGUAAGAUACUUCACGAGGGGCUUAGUUAGAAAGUCGGAGUCCAAGGGAAAGUUCCUUAGGGCAAGAUUAGCCAGGAAAGCAAAGACUGAGGGAGAUGUUUCAGGCACCCAGGACAGUAAUGUUCACAGAGCAAAUGGAGUACUUAGAAAAAGGAGAAACAUGAAGCAUGUUCAGGAAGAGAGCUGUCAAUCAAAUGGUGAGAAAAAUGUACCAUCAAUAACAAAACAGGAAAAAGAUGACCAGGAGACUGUGGUUGGGUCAGAGGCUGAACAGGUGAAGGCAGACAGCACCAGUAAGGAAAGGAAAAGCUUGAAUUGGACAACCCCAGAAGAAAAAGAAAUGUUGGAGAAAACUAGGAUCAGGAAAAAAAAGAAUAGGCUUGCUGACCAGAAAGAGGAUGAUGAAUCAGCAAAAAGAAGAAAGGUAGACAGUGGGCAGAACGAGAGGUCUGGCGUUGAUCAGAAACAGAAGGAAAGUGCUGUAACUCUUAAUCUCACAGACGGAACCCAACAAGAGAAUGUUGCAGCUGGUGUGACAAAUGCAAUAAAUCAGGAGAAUGGGACGGAAUUGGAUGAGGCCUCGAAACCAGUGCAGAAGAAGAAGCUCUGCGGUACUCCUCCUAUGGUUAAAUGUCCUGUGGAAGCAUGCACGUUCCAAACAAGACCAAGCCCUGUCCUUUCACACGUGCUCAUUCACCACCCUGGUGACACAAAAGCCCUCGAGUUCUUUUACAACCUUGCGAAGGAGAAAUGUCUUUUCUGUGGCAGAAGGAUCUGGAGCCCUCAGCACUUUUUUGACCAUGUUGUUUCUCACCGGGGUAACCUCAAGCACCCAUGCUACCAUGUUGACUGUAAGGAGAGGUUCAAAACGCGGCUGGCGCUUGGUGACCACAUGUUGAAAGAUCAUCAUCCACUGAGAGCGGUGUGCUGCUUUCCUGGAUGCGCAGGGCAAUUUGCCAACUCCAAGCUAUUGUACAGUCACGAAAGGGUUCAUUACAAACUAGUUCGGAAAAAGGCCCUACCCAAAAAGAACAAGUCAGUAACCUCCAGUUUUAAAAAGUGUGAGAAAGUUGUUGAGAUGAACCUAACAGCCUCAAAUGCUAACCCUUCAGAAAUGCAGCAGACGCUUGAAGGCAUAACGGCUGCUCCUUCUCAGACACAGCCAGCUGAAGGUGCACAACAGACAAAGAGUGCGACACCUGUUAAACUAGAGGACGAAAAGCCUCUGAUGUUAAAUAGAAGUUCAGUGAGCUACGCCAACAAGAGCCCCAGGCUUGUCAAUGGCCACAGCAAGCACGGGCGAGAGGCCCGCGUGAAACCGCCUGCAGCCGUGGCCUCGAAAGAGCAAUUGAUGGAGUACGGGAAAAUGAGUAACAAGCCGUUUGUCCGCCCUCCGCCAUCGGCGUACCUGGAUGAAUCAUACAUCAGCAUGCCGAAGCGCUGGAAGGGGCCCCAGCUGAGCCCCAAGGGCUCCACUGUGAGCAUCGUCAGCCCCACCAAGAGACAGUGCUGCUCACGAUGCUCAGCCUCCUUCGAUACUGACGAAGAGCUUCAGGCGCACAGAGAAAAAUGCACUUCCCUCUUCGGUUUUGACUCGGAUGAUGAAAGUGCUUCCUGAAGAAGAAACCAUUUGACCAUCACUUUUACAGAAAGGCACGAACCCAUUUGAACUGCCGAUGAAAGCUGCUAAUUGACAUUCUGAAGUUUUUUUUUGUUUGUUUUUUUUUUUUUUUUGAAGAGCACGUGAAGACACAAAAAGACACUUCAUUUGGAGUGUUAAGUGUUAAGCUCACUAGCGCUUAACAGUACAGUUUGGUUUUACCAUUUGGACUUUCACACAGUUAACAGUUACGUUGUCAGGCUGUGGACUUUGUUGCUAAAUCUUAUUUGUUCAUAGCAAAAUUUAGCAGCUUGACCCAUUGUUCAACUUCACUAAUAGAGUUCUCAGAAUUGAAAAUGGAAAAACAAUUUUAGGUGACAGUUCCCAGCUAACACUGAAAAACACCGAUUACCCUUUUAAAAAAAAUUUUUUACAAUUAUUAUUAUUUUUGGGGGGGGGGGCUUGGACUGCUUGGUAAUGGACCCAUGCUCGGAGAUUCUUUUGCCCUAACAGACCAUAGUUGUCUGAUUUAAAAUGGUCAUUGAACCUGUAGAGAGGGCGUGCUUGGCCUCUUUUGUUCCCAAUGACUCUGCUUUUACUCUGGGUAACAGAAGAUAGUCAGUCUAGUUUGGGCCCAGGAAGGGAAUCAGCAGUAUUGUGCUUUGACCUGUUUAAUCGGUUUGACUGAUUUCAGGAUUAAAGUGCAGGAAUAAGUAUGGUUGUACUGGCUAUGCAAUUCAGCAUAUUUCUGACACGUUUGGAAAACUCAGUUUAAUUAUUUAGAAACUUGUAUUUUUAAUCUGUGAACACUUUUUUUUUUUUAAGCAUUUAACUGCUUUUUAAUUUUAAUUUUUUUUUUAUUAAUCUCAAACAUGAACACAUUGGAGUUAGUAUAAUGAGCCGGACAUACCUAGAAUAUAUAAUACAUUUCAUCUAAGAACAAUAAGAUUAAUUUUUGCCCUAAAUACUAAAUGAUUCAUAUGAAGGCAUUGAUGUGGGCCCAAGUCUUGUAAGAUUAAA
Electrophorus electricus (electric eel) is the source of this 6027-nucleotide messenger RNA. RefSeq names its product zinc finger protein 654 (gene znf654). Gene Ontology annotation, molecular function: DNA binding; DNA-binding transcription factor activity, RNA polymerase II-specific. Gene Ontology annotation, cellular component: nucleus. The record is from RefSeq and is a predicted model, not a curated record. NCBI's taxonomy places the organism in Eukaryota, Metazoa, Chordata, Actinopteri, Gymnotiformes, Gymnotidae. Gene Ontology annotation, biological process: regulation of transcription by RNA polymerase II.